AUGACAACAAAAAAUCGCCGUAUUUCUCUUGGAUCUCCUAAAGAUCUUAAAGAGGUCAAAUUUUUCGAUGAAGAGCCUAUUCCUGAUGUACCUCCUAAAGGUGCCAGAGUAAAGGUUUGCUAUGCUGGAGUAUGUCUCACUGAUAGAGAAGUUACUAACACUAAACAAGCUCGUAUUAUGAAUGGUAUCAAGGACACCAGCUUGUUCCCUGGAUACGAAGUCUCAGGUGUUGUCGAAUCUUUCGGUAAUGAGUGUAAACCGGAAGAUUAUGAUCUCAAAGUUGGAGAUAAAGUUAUUGUAUGGCCAACAGACGAAAUGUGCAGUCACGGAUAUGCUGAUUUCGUCGCCGUUCCUACCCUCCAUUUUCUUGUGAAAAUUCCGGAUUCUCUUUCUAUGCAUGUUGCUUCGAUCCUUCCUGCUGGCGCUACUUGGGCCCUGUCUGCAGUUCUUCAGGCAAGACCUAUUGUAGAAGCUUUCUCCCAGUCUAAGGGUUUCUGUAAUAUUUUGAUCGUCGGUGCCGGUGGGUUGGGACUGUGGCUCCUGAAGUUGGCCAAGCACUUCCUGGUUUCUAAUAACGAGAGAAAAAUUCGUAUGAUGGUUGCUGAUGCAAAAGAAGAAAGGUUGUCUUUAGCUGAACGAAAUGGAGCUGACUUUGUUGUUCACUGGGAUGAUUCGGAGUUCGAAGAAUAUCUUAUCAUGCGUACAAAAGAUGUUGCUCGUACUGGUGUAAAUGUAGUCUUCGAUUUUGUCACAUCUCCAAGAACAGUAACAAGAUCGCUCAAAUGUUUAUCCGAGGGAGGUGUACUAUUUGUUGGUGGUCUCUCUGGAUUAGAUGUCCAGUUACCAAUUAAGCUAGUCGCUAAGAACAGAUUAGCUAUCAUGGGAGUCACUAGAGGUUCAAUUGAUCAACUCAAGAACCUGGUUCAUCUUAUAGCUGGAAAUCAGAUAGAAGCUCCAGGAUAUUGUGUUUAUCCUGUCAAUCAAGCUUCACAGGUGCUCAAACAGCUCUCCAUGUCAGAGGUUGAAGGUCGCGCCAUUCUUGAAGUUUGCGACCCCAACAAUGCUCUGGAAGAAGAGAAGGAAUAA
Auanema sp. JU1783 is the source of this 1086-nucleotide messenger RNA. The record is from the annotation of a GenBank genome assembly. Lineage: Eukaryota; Metazoa; Nematoda; Chromadorea; Rhabditida; Rhabditidae.